CCUGGGGUUUGGCUCUGCUGGAAAUGCAUUUUGUCUGUAUUUUUAGUUAGACAGACCAAAGGCUCUCAAAUGAUCUGAAAUAGGUAUAGGCCUAUUCAUAUGGACAUUCAGAUACAUUUCAUAUUGUUUUACAUAGACUCGACAAAAUUUGAAAUGGCCGGUUUAAGGAUAGUCCACAUUUCUCUGAUCUUGGUUUUAAACCAACAGGUCGUUUCUUACGUUCCUCCUCCCGUCAACGUGAGCCUCAUCUGCCACAAUUUUCACAAUGUGAUCUAUUGGAACUACAGUGAACCAUCUCUGCAGCCACAGUUCAAUGUGGAAAUGACAAGAAAAUAUUCUGGUGCUGCCUUGGUUUGUUCAAACACUUCCCUCUACCACUGCGAUGUCUCCUCAUUUACCAAAGUAAUAGAAGAGGGCUACCGUUUCAUAUUGACUGCUGUUGUUGGACAGAAUACAAAUUCCUCCGAAAUUUCAUUCACCUAUGACGAUACAGUGUAUCCAGACCUGGUGGAUGUACAGUGCUCAUUGGAUUUCCCACCUGUCAACAUCUCUGCUGUAUCCGAUCAACUUAUCAAAGUUCAAUUCAUUCACCCGUUUCACAUCUACAAAAAUGCCAUCAUGAAAGAUGAAAGACUGGAUCAUAAGGAAUUUGAUUACAUGGUUAUCACAGAAUAUCACUUGAAACAACACAGCUUUACCUGCUCCUACAAGCAACACCAUGUGUGUGAGGUUGAAAUACCAGUCGAUGGAGAGAUGGAUAGGCACUGCAUCAAGAUCAAAGGAAAAAUAAACAAUGUUCAUGUCUCAGCUCACCAGAACAUAUGCAUUGAGGGGAAGCAUGGGGAUUCCGGUCCUAGCUACACUGCCCUCUACAUUGUGAUCCCUAUCGUUGCCAUGGUGGUGAUUGCAUUCAUCGUGUGGCUGAUAUACAGUAAACUGACAAGUGGCUCAUUCCCUCAACCAAAGAUUUUGGCUUCCAUACUGUCACAUAUGGGUUCAGUUAGGUCACUUAUGCUCCCUGAGAGAACCAUCCUGAGUGAGGUACAAACAGGUGGCUCCCCCCUGCUGCAGACCCCCAUGGAAUCUUUGCCAGAUGAUGCCCUCACAGUCAUCAGUACCCCCCAGGAAGAGGUCCUCCGCCUCCCUAUUGGACUGAAGGACCAGGAGUGGAGCGGUGGGGAGGUCAUGUUGCCUAACGAGGGGUCAGGCUCUUCACUGGCGGUAACGAGAAAGUUGGGACUAGAGGGGAAGAGUGACUUCUCUGAGCCGUCUGACUAUGACUGCCCCCAUAGACCUGGGAUCAUUCCUGUGAUAGAGGAGAUGAGUCCUGGGGACAAUGUUACAGGAUACAAAAUCUGAGUUUCUCAAGAGAAAGGAUGAUAAUGUAUUUAAACAGGGAAAUCCCAUUGAGGGCGCCCUCCACGCAAUCAUACAAAUAUACAAUUAUACAAUACAAAUAUACAUUUCCAAUGCUAUAAAAACACUAUUUACAAGCAAUUUUAGAAAAGUAACUGACAAAACACAAUCAUGAAAAACAAACACAUUUGUCUUUGCACAUGCUCAGCUACCAAUCAUUUCCCUGUUCCUCUCACUAUUUGGGUAGUCUAUUGUGGAGACAAAGAGGAUAAUCAAAGGGAAAGCCUUCAUUAUGUUGUUUCCAAUUCAUCACUUGGGACUGUUGCCUAAUCAGGGAAACCAGGGAUAGACAAUGUGAAACCCAAGUGGUACACAGUGGUAUUGCAUGCUAGGAACUAGUGUCAAAAAGAAAUGUCCUCAUUCCUGACCUGCAUGCCCCAUUGUAAUGUAAUAUAUACUUUUCUUUUCCCCUAUUAUUUCCCAAUAUACAAUAAAUAAACUCAGCAAAAAAAG
Messenger RNA from Salmo salar (Atlantic salmon), 1869 nucleotides. RefSeq names its product interferon gamma receptor 1-like 1 (gene ifngr1l1). Gene Ontology annotation, molecular function: cytokine receptor activity; protein binding. Gene Ontology annotation, cellular component: plasma membrane. The record is from RefSeq and is marked validated. Lineage: Eukaryota; Metazoa; Chordata; Actinopteri; Salmoniformes; Salmonidae. Gene Ontology annotation, biological process: cytokine-mediated signaling pathway.